AUGGCAGCGCGCUAUGAGAUGAUUCAAUUUGCAAACCGUCAUGAGAAGCAGGCUAAAGAAGCGUGUGAACAGCGUAAUAUCUGGGAAUUUCGAGCACAUCAAGCUGAAGCAGAGUUAGCAACCAACAAGAAACAACUUGAGGAGGCAUUCCAGCGUCUUGAAGCUUCAAAUGAGACGCUCUCGAGUGCAAAGGCAUCGAUUGUACAGCUACAAGGAGAACUCAUGGAGUCAGUAGCAGAGAUGCUCAGUCUGGACAGCAGACUACGUAAAGCUCAUGAGAAGCUCACGAAGCACGCUACUGAUGGAAGCGGAUAA
Phytophthora infestans T30-4 is the source of this 315-nucleotide messenger RNA. RefSeq lists its product as uncharacterized. Lineage: Eukaryota; Oomycota; Peronosporomycetes; Peronosporales; Peronosporaceae. The transcript has 2 exons. The coding region runs from base 1 to 315 and encodes 104 amino acids. The record is from RefSeq and is a predicted model, not a curated record.